AUGGAAGCCAAAGAAGUCAGCACGCGUAUCCACGCGCUACAAAAAGCCCUCGCAGAAAAGCAGCCCGCGUCAGUCGUCCUCUCUAUGCUGGAGACUCUGAAGAAAGAAGUCGUGCCGACCGAGGAGCUACUCAGAAACACCAAAGCCGGCAUCAUCAUCUCGAAGCAAAAGACCAACCCUAACAAGGAUGUCGCAAAGCUCGCCUCGGAGAUCGUGCAGAAGUGGAAGCAGAUUGUGCAGUCCGGCCAGUCCAAGAAGAAAAUUUCUAGCACCCCAUCCAACAUACCCGCCAUCUCCUCCCCGCCUAAGAACGCCGCCUCCUCUCCCGCGCACCCCAACGAUGCCAAAGGCUCCUUCAAAGGCGAUAUCACAAAGCGGCGCUGGGAGACGGAGAAGGUGGAUGUCAAGCGCACUGGAACCCCUUCUCGCGACGCCUGCAUCGGCCUCCUGUACAACGGUCUGGCGUUCAUGUCCACCGAGCCCAGCAGCACCAUCAUGGUCCGCGCCAUCGAGGUCGAGAAAGCAGCCUUCGACGCCUUCAAGGGUGACACGCCCGAGUACCGCUCCAAGCUGCGCUCGCUCUUCCAGAAUCUCAAGGCCAUCUCCAACCGCGAGCUCGCGCCUGCAGUCAUGUCCGGCGAGAUCCCACCCGAGAAGUUCGUCGUCAUGUCCCAUGAAGAGCUGAAGAGCAGCGAGCGCAGGAAGGAGGACGAGAAGCUGCAGAAGGACAACAUGAAGAAGGCCCAGGUGCCCAUGGCCGAGAAGAGUAUCAGCGAUGCGCUCAAGUGCGGGAAGUGCGGCCAGAAGAAGGUCAGCUACAGCCAGGCCCAGACGCGGAGUGCCGACGAGCCUAUGACGACCUUUUGCGAGUGCACGGUGUGCGGAAACCGCUGGAAGUUCUCUUGA
Molecule: messenger RNA, 906 nt
Organism: Drepanopeziza brunnea f. sp. 'multigermtubi' MB_m1
Lineage: Eukaryota; Fungi; Ascomycota; Leotiomycetes; Helotiales; Drepanopezizaceae
Biological process (GO): DNA-templated transcription; regulation of mRNA 3'-end processing; transcription antitermination
Cellular component (GO): nucleus
Molecular function (GO): zinc ion binding; RNA polymerase II transcription regulatory region sequence-specific DNA binding
Source: RefSeq, a predicted model, not a curated record